CCAGGCUGCAGACCGUCCCCAGCGCUCCCCGGUGAUCCGUCUGAGUGUGGCAGCUGGUUCAUCACAUCCGAGCUGCACUUUAGCGUCUUUUUUUUUUUUUUUUCCCCUCCCUCACUUUAUCUUCGACACAUCAACGAAGAGCGGAGGCGUGAUCAUACGCAGAGAGGCGACAAUUCUGUAUUCAGCGCGAAAAGAAAAAAAAAAAAAAAACAACAAACAAAAAAAAAAAGACAAAGUCCCGCCUUCAUCUUUAAAAAUAACUGCGGGGAGCUCAAACAGGAAACUUGUGCGCUUCACCUCUCUGCAGCUCACCGAUGCAUCAGUUGACACUCGAUCAGCUUCUUCCCUCCUUGACAAUCCACGCCAGCAGCGCAGCAGCUCGUCCGCCGCGUCCCCGCGUCGCUUCGCCCUGAACUCGGAGGGAGUCGUUUUGGGAAAACUAAUCUUUUAAGACAGAUGACCUCUUUUUACGACGAGAGAGAUCUGGAGGAAGAGCUCACUCAAAUCAACUGCCCCGAUGACGAUUUGCAGUUUGAGUACUUGUUUGAAUACGAGCCGCACUGCAGCGACUUCGCGGGGGGUGAUCAAGAUGACCCCAACCUCGCAUCCCACAAAGUCCUCAGCCCCGAGUCUGAGCAGGCUUUCCCUCUCGAGGAGGCCUCCCCGUACGGCAUCAAGUCCUGCAGCCCGUCCUACGGUGGACACAGCGCCGAGGUUCUCGCGGGAUAUGAGAACCAGGAGGCCAGAAACUACCUGGACAGUACCCGACCUGCAGGCCUGGCCCUGAGCCCGAGGAUCGAGAUCACCCCCUCCCGUGAGCACUACACCCAUGACUCCCUGCAGAACCACCACCUGAACAUUAGCCCCAGACCGACCCUCACCGUGCCCGGCCAUGACAACCUCGCCUACCGUGAGCCCCAGUGCCUGAGCCCCGCCAGCAGCAACUCCUCCACCAGCUGGCACUCGGAGAGUUACUCCCCCUGGGCGUCUCCCUGUGUGUCCCCCAGCAACGGCCAGAACCCCGGAGACCUCUGCCCCAGAUUACAGAACAUCCACACUGGCUCCCCUCGCACCUCCCCGGGCACCUCUCCUGGCACCAGCCUAGCUGAGGACGGCUGCCUGGGACCCCGCUCGCCCUCCCCCAGACCUGGCUCCCGCUCCACCUCCCCACAGGGCAAACGCACCUACGACAUGUACAGGAAUCCAGGCCUGGUCCCCGGGCACCGCUCCCGCAGUCCCUCCCCUCACAGCGGCCAUGAGGAUCACACCAUAGGUGCCCACUAUACACACAGCAGCCUCGCUGAUGCCAUGAAUGGGUUUGGCUCUGGUCAGCCAGGCCUGGUGCCCACUAAAAUAGUCAAGACGACCAACCAGGUUUACACUCUGUACCCAGAAAACCACGUAGAAGGAAACUACUUGGUGUCCUGCGAGCAGGACAUAAAAACCAAAGCUGCUGCAGAGCCUUUCUUUGUUAUCCCCCCGAUCUGGUCCAAGCCGCUGGUCUCCAGCAUCUGCAGCAUCCCUGUGGCCUCGCUCCCUCCUCUGGAAUGGCCGAUCCCCUCCCGCACAGACCAGUACGAGCUCCACAUCGAGGUGCAGCCCAAACCGCAUCACAGGGCUCACUAUGAGACGGAGGGGAGCAGAGGUGCAGUCAAAGCGCCCACAGGAGGACAUCCUGUAGUGCAGCUACACGGCUACAGAGGCAAGGAGCCGCUCGGCCUGCAAAUCUUCAUCGGUACGGCCGACGAGCGCAUCCUCAAGCCCCACGCCUUUUACCAAGUCCACCGCAUCACCGGCAAGACGGUCACGACCACCAGCUACGAGAAGGUCAUCCACGGCACCAAAGUGCUCGAGAUCCCCCUGGAGCCCAAGAACAACAUGAAAGCAAUAAUCGACUGUGCCGGGAUCCUGAAGCUCAGGAACGCCGACAUCGAGCUGAGGAAGGGCGAGACGGACGUCGGUCGGAAAAACACCCGUGUUCGUCUCGUGUUUCGUGUGCACAUACCUCAGCCCGGAGGACAGUACGUCUCUCUCCAAGUGGCCUCGCAUCCCAUCGAGUGCUCCCAGCGAUCGGCACACGAGCUUCCCAUGGUGGAGAAGCAGGACAUGGACAGCUGCUCUGUUCUGGGAGGCCAGCAGAUGAUCCUGACCGGGCAGAACUUCAGCUCCGAUUCCAAGGUCAUUUUCCUGGAGAAAAACCAGGAUGGGCAGCAAAUCUGGGAAAUGGAGGCAACGGUGGACAAAGAUAAGAGCCAACCGAGCAUGCUGUUCGUGGAGGUGCCGUCCUACAGAGACACGUCCGUCUGCCAUCCUGUCAAAGUCAACUUCUACGUCAUCAACGGCAAGAGGAAGCGCAGCCAGCCUCAGCACUUCACCUUCACACCGCUGGCAGCUCCAUCCAUUAAGACCGAGCCUAUAGACGAGUAUGAAGCAGACCACAUGGGUUUCGCCAUGCCCCAGAUCUUGGGCUUGUCCCCUCAUUCCUACUACCAUAACCAACGCGGCGUCCUCCAUCCAGACAACGGCCUGGUCUCCGGCAUGGCCUCCUGCCAGCGCCUCAGCUCCAGCCUUCCAAACCAAGAAGCGCGUUUCCAGCAGCAGAGCCCGGCCAUCAUGUACUCCCGCGGGGGCAAGAGUCUGAGCGGCAGCCCCGGCAUUUAUCAGCAGGCUGGAGGGAUAAUGCCUGACCCGCACCGGUCGGUCCUGGUCCACACCGGCUCCCCGGCUCAGGCUCUAGGUCCCAUCGUUGCGGGCCAGCACCCUUCCAUCAUCCAGUUCUCCCCCACCAACCACCUGCUCCGAGCGGGAGACCCUCAGGCCCUCACUGCUCCCCCGCAGCCUGAUAACCAGCAGAUCAUCUACUGCGACGGCUACUCCCCCCAGGCAGCUGCCGCCACCCACUCGCCUACGCCCCCCCAGGCCCAGGCAGCGGUGACCCACCCUCAGCACUAUCCCACCGUGAUCCAGCAGCAGCCGUACACGCAGAAGGGGCAGCAGAAGGGCCGAGCUCCGCCUGGCACGGGGCAGAUGGAGGCUCCGGGAGACGGACAGAGGAGGGUGACGGUCAAGGAGGAGAACUUGGACCAGGCCUACCUAGAUGAUGGUGAGUUGAAUGAGAUCAUAAGAAAGGAUCUGACGGGCGUCCAGGCCAGAGGGCAGACAUAGACGAGGGACCCCAGCAGGAUAUGACAACAGCUAACCCCCCCACUCCCCAUCCAACCCUGAGACACACAGACAGACACACACACAAACACAAACACGCAGACUUCAACCUUCCGAAGAGGUGACGCACAUCCACCAACAAUCAGCCCUUCUCUUCCUCACCCCCCCCCCACCGUACAGAUACAGAAAUAUCAGCUCCCAGCUGCUGUGUUUGCUUUGGAUGCUUUCCUGCAAUAAACAACUCAUUCAAGCCUUAACGUCGACACCCAGCAGGUUUCCGAUGAGAAAAACGAUGAGAAACAAGAAGGGAAUGUGCCUUAUUGUUUUGACUUUCCUUUCUUGUUGAAGUUUGGAUUCAAGUUGGUCUUGUUAAAAAAAAAAAUUAUAAGAACAGGGAUACAUGUGUCCCUAGUAUUGAAUUUGCCGUGCUGCCUAGGCAAUAAACUCACACCUGUUUGCCUCCCACACGAGUUGAAUGAUGGUUCUGUAGCAUACGACCGUUUUCAAGUGUGUGAAUUUUCUAAUUUGAAAGAAAAAAAAAUUUGACCAACAGCCCAAAUAUGUUACAUCAAAUAUUCGUCUUGGCCAAAAAGCUUGCCAUGUCUUUGUUUAAUUCUUCUUGCACACAGUGUGUGUCACGUCUGUGUGUUUGUUCAUAUGCAGUUUUACAGUGAAAAGAUCGUCCUUAGCUUUAAAUGCUGAUCAUCUCAUUUUUUAAGCGCAGUCUUCUAAUCUAAAGCGACUGCCUUUAUCAUAUACAAAUGAACUAUUGUGACGCCUCCUAAUAUGCACUGUUUUGAAUAACAGGAGGUCAAUGUUAUUACUUUUUAUAAAUAUAUAUAAUAUUUGAGUCAUGUGAAUAAUGUACCAUUUUAUAUUCAUAAAAUAAGAUAUAUAUUGCCUUAUAUUCAGGUGAUGAUGCCAAAGUGGCGUCACAGGGGCCUGUGAUGCUGCAGCGAUAGGUCUGCAUUUUUAAAUAAUUUCUGAUGAUGCUCUAUUUGAUUUGUUUUGUCCCUCGUCAGUCUUGCAUUUUAAAGAUUAUUUAAAAAUGUAUCUGAAGUUUGGCUCAUGCAAGCAGAAGUAAGAGAUUUUGUACACUCAAAUUUUAAAGGAUGUCGUUUUGUUUUGUUUAAUUUCUGUUUUAUCUGUUUCGCUCUUACAGCCGAUUAUUAAAUCUGUGGCUGCGUCCACAGUCUAAAACAAAAAUAUGCCAAAGCUUAUGUUGUGUGUAUUGUUGUGUGUGUGUGUAUAGUUGAUUUUUGUAGUCCGUCCAUAAUGACAAUCAGUAUACUCAGAGCUACAUGCCUGCCUAUGCAGAAGCUUCAUGCUUGCUGAUGUAAAGAGCACAUGUUUUAUUUUCCAUACCUGUCAUUAUGCUUCAAACACGCUGUAAGCACAAUAGGGAAAAAAUACAGUGUGCGUAACUUAUGUGCUAACACGGCUCACUUCAUUCAAAAGAAAGUAGUUUAAAGAGGUAUUUUUGUAAUAUUGUGAUAUUUCACUGCCUGAAUUGGAUUAUAUCAAAAGUUCCAUUUUGUUUGAUUUUGUUUGUUAAGAGAAAAAUGUUGCAAAUGAAGAAAACUGUUAAAAACACACGAUAGACCUUUUAAACAUACGACUGAAUCUCAAGAGUUGAUUUUAUUUUGUGUUCUCAGCCAAGCCAAUACUAAUCUCUUGAUGAUAUUUCUCAUUGAGCCAGUACAGCACAAGUGCAUUUGACAUUUCUUGAAUGUAAUCUAUAUGAAAUUGUUUUUUUCCCCCCUUUUUUGUAAAUAAUAGACGCAAAGUGUGAUUGUCCAUUUGUUACCGUUAACUUUGAGUAGACUGAUACAGAAACAGUUUUUUGUUUUAUCUAUGUUUUUAUGUGUCUCUAGUUCUUUUAAUAUACACAAUGUUAUAGCUAUCAUCACAUAUUUCAUGUUUUAUUACAAUGGAGAACUGAAGGGAAUUAUAAUACAUUACCUGAUAGGUUAUAUUUUUUGUCUAUGCGUUUGUUAUUAUUAUUUUACAAUCCUUAAAGAAAUCUUUGGUCAUGAAGAGGUUAUUAAUACUUUCUUAUUUUAUUUUUCAGUGUUGAUAGUUUUCAUGUAUUUUGUCUCAUCUUGCGUCGACUACAAUUUGUGCCUCCUUUAAAAAAAAAAAAAGUUUGUUUCCUGCUAUUUUUGUAUCCUUAAAAAGUAGCAAUAAAUAAUAACCAUAUACGUCA
Acanthopagrus latus (yellowfin seabream) is the source of this 5368-nucleotide messenger RNA. It is a transcript of the gene nfatc2a, whose product is annotated as nuclear factor of activated T cells 2a. Lineage: Eukaryota; Metazoa; Chordata; Actinopteri; Spariformes; Sparidae. The transcript is spliced from 10 exons. Gene Ontology annotation, biological process: calcineurin-NFAT signaling cascade; cytokine production; regulation of transcription by RNA polymerase II. Gene Ontology annotation, cellular component: transcription regulator complex. The record is from RefSeq and is a predicted model, not a curated record. The coding region runs from base 457 to 3165 and encodes 902 amino acids. Gene Ontology annotation, molecular function: DNA-binding transcription factor activity, RNA polymerase II-specific; transcription factor binding; RNA polymerase II cis-regulatory region sequence-specific DNA binding.